This is a messenger RNA of Vigna angularis (adzuki bean), 3469 nucleotides long. RefSeq lists its product as uncharacterized. The transcript has 7 exons. The record is from RefSeq and is a predicted model, not a curated record. NCBI's taxonomy places the organism in Eukaryota, Viridiplantae, Streptophyta, Magnoliopsida, Fabales, Fabaceae. Gene Ontology annotation, molecular function: zinc ion binding; nucleic acid binding. The coding region runs from base 210 to 3158 and encodes 982 amino acids.
UGUUUUUUAAAAUUCUCAACUCUUCUAAACCACUGUGCACAAGAACGACGGCUUAACUUUCCUUUUCACUUCCCAGUUUCUUCUCUUCGAAUUUUGGCGCCUUGCAAAUCCUGAACGCGUUGCUUCUACUUGAUACUCUCUGUUAUUGCCCUCUGAUUCCACUCUUUCUGCAAUAUUCUUCGCAUCGUCGUUCUUGAAAAAUUGAUAACAUGAAUGGGAGGUUUCCAUAUGGAAAUAACUGGGACGAUAUAUCAUUUAGAGAUUGGGGUCAGAGCCAGUUUAACUACUAUGGUCAAGUUCCUCAUCAUGGUAGGGAUUUCCACCAUGGUGGUGGUACAUAUGUACCUCGUAAUGGUUGGGAUUUGCACUCUGCUGGUGGUAAAUAUGUGCCUCAUCAUACUCCUGAACCAACUAUUCCUGCUCUUGGACCAUUACACCGGCCACAACCAAGGCUAAAUUGUAAAAUUUGUGAUGUUAAGUUGUCUGGUUACAAAAGUAUUGAAGAACAUAAUCUUGGAAAGAAACAUCAAAGAAUGUUGAAGCUACGCGAGGAAACUGAUACACGAAGAAUAUCAAAUGGGCAGAUUCCAAAUUCUCAAGUGGAUUUAGCAGGUCAACCUAAGAGAAUUCUGAAAUCUGGGGAAAAUGGAUGCGCAGAAAUAAAAGUGAUUUCUGAAGCUACUGCUGCCAAGCAUAAGAAUUAUGUGCGGAAAGAUAAAGGGGUUACUCCUGAAGUUCCGGCUGAUGGGAAACCUAGGAAUAAUACUAGCACACAGGGUGGGGUUAAACCUGAAGUUCCAGCCCAUGGGAAACCCAGGGAUGACACAAGUGCACAGAGUUAUAAUUUCAAACGUAAGAUCGAUGGAGCCAAAACUGGUAAAUACAUGAAGACAAAUGAUGGAGCAAGAAGGCCCAUGGAAUCAUCAAAACUUGAUACUAAUUCUCGGUCAGCUUCUGUAAUAUCUCCCAUCCAAAUUCCUGUAUCUGCACCGCACCCAUCUGUGACAUCUCCUGUGAUUACCUCAUUACCUGUAGAGGGAUCAAGUUUCAAAUUUGUACAUCAGCGUAUCUUAACUCUUCAAACACAAGUAUGGGAAGGUAAUGAGAUUCCAAAUCCUACUGUAGAAACAAGAAAUCAUCCACAUGCGGCUUCGUCUUCAAAUAUUAACACCCAACCUAAAGCUUUGUCUUCUGAUUCGGCAGCAAAAGUAAUAGAAUCAUCAAAAAUGGGAUACUGUAAAAUUUGUGAGGUUCAUCUACUGCCCCCUUUCAGAACAAAGACUUUAGAAAUACAUAACAAAGGAAAGAGACAUCAAAGAAUGUUGAGAGAUCAAAGAGAGUUGAAACUACAACAGAGAUUAGGGAGUUCAAAUGGGAAAAUUUCAAAUUCUCAUAAGAAUUUGGUAGUUCAAUCUAAGACAGUUCAGAUAACUGAAAUAAAACAGCACACGUUAACAAAUAUGAGUUCUGAGGCUAGUAUUUCGGAGCGGAAGAGCAGAAGAGCCAAAACAGGUAAACACAUAAAGAAGAGCAAUGGGUUAAGAAGACCCAUGGAAUCAUCAAAAGUCAAUAUCAAUUCCCAAUUAAAAUCUGUAGAAUUUCCUGUACAAAACUCAGUACCAGCAUUAGCAGCGCUGCCUGGGCCUGUGGCAUCUCACAUAAUUGCACCAACACUUUUAGUGGAGUCAAGUCUUGAGCCACAAGUUCAACACAUUUCAUCAUUGAAGGCACCUGUAUUAGAGGGCAAUGAGCAUUAUGAGAUUAAAUAUCGAAAUUUAGAAGUGACUGAUCAAUCACAUGCCCCUGCAGAUUCUAAUAUUAAAAUCCAAGCUGAAGAUAUGGGUUCUGAUUCUGCCACAAUGGCAAUAGUACCAUCAGAAGGGUUUAUGACAUCUCAGGUAUUUGCACCAUCCCUGGACGUGGCAUCUAAUUUUGAACCUCAAACUCAACAUGUUUUACAGACAUCUGUGUUAGGAAGCAAAGAAUUUCCAGAGAUUGAUAAUCUCACUUUGAAAACAAAUUAUCAGCCAUCAACAGCAGCAAGAUCAAGUUCUGAACCUCAAAUUGAACAUGUUGUACAUAUUGAAACAGAAUCUCAGUCAUCAGAACGCACAAGUGAUUCUGAGAGCCAUAAUUGUGUUGAUGAGAAAAACAAUCAGCUGGUGCCAUCAGUUCUAGCAGAGUUCAAUUCUCCUUCAUGUCAUCAUGCUAUCAGCCACUCUGCGGAUGGAUGUUCUAAUCAUGAACAAAAGAUGGAUAUUAUCAUGCAUCAGUCAGGGACCACUCAGCAGUCUCAGUUGGCUGUUUGUCUUAAUUGUGGCGAUGUAGGCUUUCAAGAGACACUUGUCUUUUGCAAGAAGUGUCAGGUUUAUGCCAUUCAUAGAUAUUGUUUAGAUGGGCCUGUGAUUUUUACCGCUGAUGUUAAUUGGUUUUGUGAUUGUGAGCCCGAGGUAGUAGAUACAUCUGCAAAAAAUGUCUCUCUAAACUCAGCAAAUAUUUCAUCUCAAAAUAGCAGUGAGAGAGUAAAGAACAAGCAAGGGCUACAAAAUAUGGAAGCUAAAACAAUGGCACUGUUAUCUGACAAUAAUAGCUUGUCUCAUCAUGGGCUGUCUCAAUGCAGUAACAACACUGAAAAGGAAGAGUUUGGGAAAGAGUGUCAACCAGCUCCAAAAGAUGAAGCUAAUAAUACUGAGGGGUCUAUGAUUCUGACUGUUCCACAUCCUAUUGCAGAUCCAGUCUGGAGGGGAAGUCUGCGCCUCUCCUGCCCUAGUAUUCAUACGGUUCUUGGGCUUUUAGCCCAUAUGUCCACUUUAGCAUGUUCCAAAGUUUUGGAGGAGACAAAACUUUUCCCUGAUGUUCUUUGCCCAGACUUGCUCUCAAGAACUGCGGUGUGGCCGAAGUCCUUCAUGAAUUGUGGUCCAAAUGAUGAUAGCAUUGCUCUUUAUUUCUUUCCUGACACUGAAAGUGUUGAGAGGUCCUAUGACAAGCUGGUUGAUCACAUGAUGUCCGGUGACCUCGCCAUAAGAGCUGUGGUUGAAAAUGCAGAUCUUCUAAUUUUUCCUUCCGUGUUACUCCCUAUCCAAUGCCGAAGAUUUCAAGAAAAAUACUACUUGUGGGGGGUCUUCAGAGCAAAAAAGAACUUCACACAAUACAAAUGAUGCGGUGUGUGGAGAGGUUACCAGUGGGCACUAGCCCUUAACUCUUCAGAAACCGAGUCUGCCAAAGACUUUGAGGACUUCUGCUAGUUCAUGUUCUGUCAAUCAUUGAUUCUCAGUGUCUAUACCCAUCGAUUUAUUGAUGCGAAUUAGUACAUUUUGAUAGUCAGUACCUGUUUCUUUGCUCUGUUUGAUAGAACUGGUGUUUUAGAUUUUAGUUAUUAGCCGUUGGCCCAUAACAAAGUUAUAAGGGCUAUCUGUAUAAGUUUUUCUUAAUUUGGUAUAUAAAUGUAUAUCGAUCACAUUGAAAUCUA